UGUGUAGCUUGUGUGUCUAUUAGCGUCGCUGGUCGAGUGAGAGCAAAGUAGAAAGCAGCUAGAAAAGCGAAAAAUGGGAUUUUCCAUACACAGAUCAUUUAGUGAAGCUUGAGCAUUUUCUUCGAUUGUAAAAUCAUCAGUUAGCGCUCAGUUUCCCAGUAAUCUCGCUUGCCUUCGAGUCACUUUCCGCUAGAAAGCAAGAUUCGUUGUGUAGUUUUUUAAUUAAAUUUAUUUUGUGAUUUUAGUUCUUUUUUUGCUUUCCGUGAACCUCUCCAAACAGUAAAUUUAAUUAUAAAAAAUGUCUUGAGAAAAGCGUUCGAAUCUUUCGAUCAUAACAAGAGCGGCUCAAUCUCAACUGAAACUGUCGCUGAAAUCCUCCGAUUGAUGGGACAACCAUUCAACAGACAAAUCCUUGAGGAGAUGAUUGAAGAAGUUGACGAAGACAAAUCCGGACGUUUAGAGUUCGAAGAAUUUAUCAUUCUCGCUGCAAAGUUCAUUGUUGAAGAGGAUGAGGAAGCACUCCAAAAGGAACUUAAGGAAGCUUUCAGAUUGUACGAUAAGGAAGGAAACGGUUACAUCCCAACUUCGUGCCUCAAAGAAAUCUUGAAGGAAUUGGACGAUCAAUUAUCAGACGCCGACUUGGAUGGCAUGAUUAGUGAAAUUGAUAGUGAUGGUUCAGGAACUGUUGACUUUGAUGAAUUCAUGGAAAUGAUGACGGAACAUUGUGGAGAUGUGAUGACUCUUCCGUUUCAAGAUCGAUGUAAAUUCAUUAGCAACAUAGCUGAAUGUCAUGAAUCAAGUCAAUAUUUCAACUAUCUAAACUUCAUAUUUUGUGACGUUGGAUCUAGAAGCAAGAACAGUUAUCUCCUUGGUGUUUUUCUCAUUUGCGUGUUGAGCUUGUACUUGUUCGCUUUCCUUGCAACUACCGCUGAUAAAUUGUAUUGUUUACAAAAGAUUCUCAAGAUGAGUGAAAAUGUUGCUGGUGUCACGCUUUUAGCAUUUGGAAACGGCUCACCCGACGUCUUUUCAUCAUUAGCGCAUUACAAAGGUGACACGGAAUUGAUGUACACAGAGUUGAUUGGCGCAGCUGCUUUUGUUACGGGCUUUAUCGCUGGUCUUGUGAUGAUCAUCAAACCUUUUAAAAUUGUAGCUGAGAAUUACAUUCAAGAUGUGCUUUUCUUUCUUGUGGCUGCUUUCUUAAUGGACUUUUGCAUCCACAAUCAGAUGUAUUCGUUGUACGAAGGCAUUGCCACUGUGAUGGUUUAUGUAGCGUAUCUAACUUGCGUUAUUUUAAAGCAUGUUCUGAUGAAGCGAAAGAUCCAUAAGAUUAAGCAGCUUUCUUCGACUGACUUAAGAGACUUAACAAAAUUGGAAAACCUCGAAGACAUUGCUGAGAUUAAAAUUUAUAGUCGCAAGGAUUCAUCUGUAAUCUUCGACAAUGAGAUUAUUAGCGUCUUCAGAAAAGAGUUUCAUGACAGUGCAAAUAAGAAUUUGCUCAAAACUUUUAUUCAAGGUUUGAAUCCAAUUGACAUUGACGAUUGGCAAAACUCUCACUUUCUUGGAAAAGUUUUGAUAAUUUUAAAGAUUCCAGUAACAUUCUUCCUUUUGCUGUUCAUUCCCAUUGUCGACUACGGUGAAACAAACUUACAUGGAUGGUCAAAACUUCUCGACAUGCUACACAUUAUCACACUUCCGCAAUUAGUUUUGUUCGUUACCGGCAGCAUUGAAACAUCUUUUUAUCUUUUCUUCGUAAAUGUUCCGUUAGCAGCUUUUGUGUUUGCCGUUUCUAUAAUAAUCUCAUGUGUUGUUUAUUUCACAUCGAGAAAUGAUUGUCCACCAAAAUAUCAUGCGAUUUUUGCCACCGGAAGUUUUGUCGGUUGUAUCUGUGUCAUCUACACUGUGGCCAAAGAGGUUGUCAGUGUAAUGAAGGCUGUGGGAAUAAUUUCCGAUAUGACAGAUUCAAUGAUUGGCUUGUCAAUUCUCGCUUGGGGAAACAGCAUUGGUGACUUAUUUUCCAAUAUAGCAUUGGCGAGGCAAGGCUAUCAGCAGAUGGCAUUUUCAGCUUGUUUCGGCGGACCAUUAUUCAAUUCAUUGCUUGGGGUUGGCUUAACAAUCAUCAUGAAAGCCUUGGACUCCAAGGAUUUAUUCGCUUUCGCCAGAGAAGGAGCCAUGGGACCAAAUUGUAUCAUAUUUUUGAAUCUUAUCCUUUCAUUUACCUUCUUCGCAUUACUUUUCUCCAACUUUUGUGCAAGAAAAUCGAUUGGAAUUUAUAUGAUUUCGAUUUACUGCAUCUUUAUGCUUUAUUCGGUACUUGGAGAGUUUGAAAUCAUGCAUCCUUAUGGAACUGAUCAUGAAAAAACUUAA
Clunio marinus is the source of this 2364-nucleotide messenger RNA. The record is from the annotation of a GenBank genome assembly. Lineage: Eukaryota; Metazoa; Arthropoda; Insecta; Diptera; Chironomidae.